CUCGGCAGCUCUUUGCGUGACUGUGCAACCGAAACAAGAGAUCAAUAACGCACGCUCUUCGCUUUUGUGAUCUUUGCCAUGGCAAUGAGGAGGAAACGACUUCACCCGUGCGUCGGCGCGGCGCUCGCGCUACCGCUUCUAGGUGUAUGGUCUUUAACCGGGCACGCCUUCGUCCAGGCGAUGCGGAAACAUAUGCAGAGAGGGCUUCGUACAAGAAGGUUAGCAGAGGAAGAUUCCAAGCAAGAAGAGGAUACAACGAAUGUUGAACUCUUCCGACAGUCUCUCAUUCAAGGAUGGGGAGCUGGUGAGGUUGGACGCUCAUCAGACUCAGCUGAUUGGGCAGAGCUUGUGGAUCCGGAUGCGGUUCAAGCUGGCGACAUGUUGCUCGGACACCCUGCAAGGUUUUUCAGUGAGAGGACCUCGCCAGCAUUUACAAGAAUUGGAUUGCAGGGUGGCAUACCGGCAGACUAUCCUCGCCGCGAACGUUUGCGCUAUUUGCCGGUUCUUCUUCUCACUGAAGUCAACAAGGAAGCCGGCACUGCAAAGGGUGUGUGGCUCACUUUGCGGACUGGUCAGCUCUUGGGUGACUUCAUCGACUUUUUUCACAGCAGGCCCCUGCUGUAUGGAGGUCCUACUCCCUCUGAAAGUGUGACGAUGAUCCAUCCCUAUCCGGAGGUGCCAGGAUCCAAAAAACUGUCCGACGACAUUUACCUCGGGGGAUCCUUCGAAGGUGCCCAGGCUUGGGUUGAGGAGGGUGAGGGCUCCUCUUUGCGGAUCCGCUUUUUCCUGAACCACAUUGAGUGGCGCCAAGGCGAGCUUGCCGCGGAGCUAGCACCUGAGAACACUUGGCUGCCAGUGAGAUGCUCAGUGGAUGUGGUUCUAUCCGAGACCGAUGCUAUUGAUGCCAAGCCCCUGUGGGUAAAGGUAGCAGAGUUGGCCGGUGGCGAGCUCGAAGAGUUAGGAGUUCGACUGGGACAGACUCGAAGAGCUCGAUGUUUGAGGGUGUUUGAUGGUGUACAAACACCGAGUGGAUUGUGGUUAGAGGGUGUUUGCGGGUGUUUGUUUGUCAAGUUGUUAGGUGGUUUAUGGAUUUAGUUGUGCAAAUGGGAAUGUGCAGACUGGAUGUUUUACGGGGGACAUUGAAGGUUACCAUGGUCGAGUGGUCGGUUCAAAGAUCCUCAGACGCUGGCCAUCAGGACGUGCACAUGAUCUUAUGUGAAAAUUGUGAAAUGCCUGGCCAAAAGUUGCACAGGAGGAAGAGGAAAAAGGCCGCACAAUCACAAGCGUGGCAUAGUGUAGCUGCUGGCUUGUAGACUAGUCUUUUGAUGCCAUUGUUGGCUGAUGUUACUGAUGUUGUUUUCUUUUUGCGACGCAGCCGUUGCUGCUCCAAGGCUACAUAAGGCAUUAUAAGGCUAC
Molecule: messenger RNA, 1416 nt
Organism: Durusdinium trenchii
Lineage: Eukaryota; Dinophyceae; Suessiales; Symbiodiniaceae
Source: the annotation of a GenBank genome assembly